CGCUUUGGGGGGUUAACGUGAUAUUGACUUGUUGCAAGAGGUGCUGGGGGUCAGACCGCACCGUCGGGGGGCGGCGUGGAAGCGGAACUCGCUGCGGGAUGAGCGACGUGCUUGAGCGGGGAUCCGCUGCUGCUCAUUAACACUGGAGGCGGGGCGUCCGCGGUCAUUAUCGAGGGGAAGCUUGGCGGCGUCCGGCUGUCCAUUGGACCAGGAAACCGUCAGCAUUGUGGCUCAAGUCUGCUUCGGGGUAAACACGCUGCAAUUUCUGCACUUCUUCGGUUUGCUUUUUUAACAUACCCGCUCGGCCAGUCUGUCUGCUGCCGCCAUGAAGCAUUGUGAAUUGGAGAAGCGCCAGAGGACCGGGACAGGCAAAGCCAUCGCCGUGUUGACCAGCGGAGGAGAUGCACAAGGCAUGAAUGCAGCAGUUCGAGCAGUGACUCGGAUGGGCAUAUAUGUUGGAGCCAAGGUGUACCUUAUCUAUGAGGGCUAUCAGGGACUGGUUGACGGGGGUGACCACAUCAAACUAUCCAACUGGCAAAGUGUGUCUGACAUCAUCCAACAGGGAGGCACGGUGAUUGGCAGCGCCCGCUGCAAGGACUUCACCAAGCGGGAGGGGCGCCAGAAAGCCGCCUACAACCUGGUGCAGCGUGGCAUCACCAACCUGUGCGUGUGCGGAGGUGACGGUAGCCUGACCGGGGCCGAUGUCUUCCGCAGGGAGUGGCCAGAGCUGCUGGCGGACCUUGUUCGUGAGGAGAGGAUCACAGAGGAGCUGGCCCAGCAGCACGCCCACCUGAACAUCGUGGGCCUGGUGGGCUCCAUCGACAACGACUUCUGCGGCACGGACAUGACCAUCGGCGCCGAUUCAGCCCUGCACCGCAUCAUGGAGGUCAUUGAUGCCAUCAGCACCACAGCACAGAGCCAUCAGCGGACGUUUGUUCUGGAGGUCAUGGGCCGGCAUUGUGGGUACCUGGCCACGGUGUCGGCGCUGGCAUCCGGUGCAGACUGGGUCUUCAUCCCAGAAGCCCCACCAGAAGAUGGCUGGGAGGAGCACUUCUGUGCCCGGCUGGGCGAGAGCCGCAGCAAGGGAUCCAGGCUGAACAUCGUGAUCGUCGCCGAAGGGGCCAUCGACAGACACGGCCAGCUCAUAUCCUCCAGCUACGUGAAAGAUCUGGUGGUGAAGCGGCUGGGAUAUGACACGCGGGUGACUGUGCUGGGUCACGUCCAGAGGGGAGGCACACCUUCCGCCUUCGACCGCGUGCUGAGCAGUAAAAUGGGCAUGGAGGCUGUGGUGGCCCUUCUGGAAGCCACCCCAGAUACCGAGGCCUGCGUCAUCGGCCUCUCGGGCAACCAGGCCAUGAGGCUGCCCCUCAUGGAGUGUGUGCAGAUGACCAAGGAGGUGCAGAAGGCCAUGAAUGAGAAGAGGUUUGAGGAAGCCAUUCAGCUGCGUGGGAAGAGCUUUGAGAACAACUGGAACACUUACAAGCUGCUGGCCCACCAGAAGCCUUCCCAGUCACAGAAUAACUUCUCCUUGGCGAUCCUAAACGUGGGAGCCCCGGCAGCAGGGAUGAACGCGGCGGUGAGGUCGGCAGUGAGGAUGGGACUUGCCAAGGGCCACAAGGUCUACACUAUCAAUGAUGGCUUUGGAGGCCUGGCCACAGGGCUGAUCAACCCGGUGAGCUGGCAUGAUGUAGCAGGCUGGACCGGACAAGGAGGCUCACUUCUAGGGACUAAACGAACCCUUCCUAAUUCCUGCAUGGAGGAGAUAGUGAACAACAUCCGCAAGUACAACAUCCAGUCGCUGCUGGUCAUUGGAGGGUUUGAGGCAUAUGAGGGGGUGCUGCAGCUGGUGGAAGCCAGGGGUCGCUAUGACGAGCUCUGUAUCGUCAUGUGUGUCAUCCCCGCCACCAUCAGCAACAACGUGCCGGGCACGGACUUCAGCCUGGGGUCCGACACCGCUGUCAAUGCUGCCAUGGAGAGCUGUGACAAAAUCAAGCAAUCGGCUUCGGGCACGAAGAGGCGGGUGUUCGUGGUGGAGACCAUGGGCGGAUUCUGUGGCUACCUGGCCACUGUCACUGGAAUCGCCGUGGGAGCAGACGCUGCAUAUAUCUUUGAGGAGCCCUUCAACAUCCACGACCUGGAGGCUAAUGUGGAGCACCUCAGGGAGAAAAUGAAGACUGACAUUCAGCGUGGUCUGGUGCUCAGGAAUGAGAAGUCCAAUCCACAAUACACCACUGAAUUCUUACACAAUCUGUACUCUGCUGAGGGAAAAGGCAUCUUUGACUGCAGGGUGAAUGUGCUCGGACAUCUUCAGCAGGGAGGGGCCCCCACACCAUUUGACAGAAACUAUGGCACCAAGCUAGGCGUGAAGGCCGUGCUGUGGAUAACUGAGAUGAUGGAGAAGAAAUACAGGCAGGGACGCGUGUUUGCCAACUCACUGGACACAGCCUGCGUGAUCGGGAUGACCAAGAAAGUCCUAUCCUUCAGCCCAGUGACGGAUCUCAAGGAACACACAGACUUUGAGCACAGGAUGCCCAAGGAGCAGUGGUGGCUGAACCUGCGUCUGAUGCUGAAGAUGCUGGCCAAGUAUCAAACCAGUUUCAAAGAGUAUGUCAUCGGGGAGGUUGAGCACGUGACCCGCCGCUCUCUCAGCAUAGAGACGGGGUUCUGA
Molecule: messenger RNA, 2668 nt
Organism: Paramormyrops kingsleyae
Lineage: Eukaryota; Metazoa; Chordata; Actinopteri; Osteoglossiformes; Mormyridae
Gene: pfkla
Product: phosphofructokinase, liver a
Biological process (GO): canonical glycolysis; fructose 6-phosphate metabolic process; fructose 1,6-bisphosphate metabolic process
Cellular component (GO): 6-phosphofructokinase complex; membrane; cytoplasm
Molecular function (GO): 6-phosphofructokinase activity; monosaccharide binding; ATP binding
Source: RefSeq, a predicted model, not a curated record